This is a messenger RNA of Episyrphus balteatus (marmalade hoverfly), 1222 nucleotides long. Its product is annotated as pyridoxal kinase. Lineage: Eukaryota; Metazoa; Arthropoda; Insecta; Diptera; Syrphidae. Gene Ontology annotation, cellular component: cytosol. The record is from RefSeq and is a predicted model, not a curated record. Gene Ontology annotation, molecular function: pyridoxal kinase activity. The transcript is spliced from 4 exons. Gene Ontology annotation, biological process: pyridoxal 5'-phosphate salvage. The coding region runs from base 282 to 1196 and encodes 304 amino acids.
GCAAAUUAAUUUUCAUUUAUCUCUAGCAUUUUAUUUUUCUCGCUACUGCUUCAGCUUGAAAAUUUUCUAUUAUCCCCUUGUUUUUAAUAAUCACUUAAAAAUCCAUCAGAGAUAAAAUCUUCAACAUUCCGCAUAGUUUCUUAUCAAUAAUUGGCUACUAUCUUUCUUUUUAAAUAAAAUUGCUACACCGACAGUUCAAAGAGAAUUAUUUUUCAUCGAUAAAUUAAUUUAUAAAUUUGGUACUUUAUUAAUUUGUUAUUGAUAAAUAAAAAGACACAAUCAUGUCCGGAGGUUUGUUGAAGCGUGUCCUAUCAAUUCAAAGUCAUGUGGUCCACGGAUACGUGGGAAAUAAAAGUGCAACAUUUCCACUACAGGUACUUGGUUUUGAAGUUGAUGCAAUAAAUUCAGUACAACUAUCAAAUCACACUGGAUACAAGUCUAUCAAAGGGCAAGUUCUCGAAGAAAAAGAUCUUAGAGAUCUGUUUGAGGGGCUCCAAGGGAAUGAUUUAUUGCAAUAUUAUUCCCAUCUUCUGACCGGAUACAUUGGAAAUGCGUCAUUCCUUCAACGAAUUGGAUCGAUUGUAAAAAAUCUUAAAGAGAUAAAUCCCAAUCUUGUUUAUGUUUGUGAUCCAGUUAUGGGUGACAACGGCCAAAUGUACGUUCCUAAAGAACUAUUGCCAAUUUAUCGUGAUGAAAUUGUUCCACUUGCCGAUAUUAUAACACCAAAUCAAUACGAAGUAGAACUUCUAACUGAACGAAAAAUCCUUACCGAACAAGAUGCAUGGGAUGCAAUGGAAUGGUUUCACAAAAAGAAUAUAGAAACUGUAGUUUUGUCGAGCACAAAUUUGGGUGCACCCGGUGAACUUUUGGCAUUCCUUAGUAAAAAGAAUGGACCUCGUUAUAUACUAAGCAUUCCGUUACAAGGAAACGAUAUAUGUUUCACAGGAACUGGUGACCUCUUUGCAUCACUUUUCUUAGCUCAUAGCCAUAACAAUACAGACUUGAAGGUAGCUCUAGAAAAUACCAUAGCUAGUUUGCAAGCUGUAAUCAAGCGUACAAUUGAAGCUAUGCCAGCUGAUGUGAAAACUGGCCAACGAAAAGUCACUUCACAUGAAAGGGAACUUAAAUUGAUUCAGAGUAAAAAUGAUAUUGAGAAUCCUAAAGUUAUUUUGCAUGCAAAACAAAUUGUAAGAUAAAUAAAUUCUUCCAAAUUAUUGAACUA